GCAUAUCAGCAAGACUCAGAUGGGCACGGAAAUGGGUUAUAUUUGCCGUUACAAUCUGAAUGGAUUCCGUCUCGACUACAAUCGGACUCGUGGUGCUACAAAAAGCGUACUUAAACCUCUCACUCCGAAAAAACCACGCUUUACCACUCAAGCGUUCCCGAAUUGAUUUUCCUACUCGUCCGUUUUCAUGAGGCAGACGUUUUCGGUAUUGGCGGUAGCUACACUUGUGGUGUGUUGUACCAAGAUGGCAGACGCAGCUCAAGUCCAUGAGUCCGAGGUCAGUUCCAGCAAAAAUCUUGUUGGCAACACUAGUUACCUCCAGAGAAGCGAUGUCCUCGCGAAGCCAGAGUCAACUGACACCGUCAAGUUCUCAGGUGAAGAGCGAGGAAUCACGGAAAGACUGAAGGGCGUUUUCAAAGCGAACUCAGCAACCUUAAACGCUCAGAACUUUGGGAAAACUGUCAGCAGCAACAAGAACAUUGAAAAAGUGCUCAGUAGGAAGACCAUCGACCAAACACUUAGCGACAAGAAUCUGGAAAAAGUGCUCAGCGACAAGAACAUGAAGAAGAUGCUCAGCGACAAGAACCUCCAGAAAUCUCUCAAGAACAACCAGAAGAUCGAGAAAACGCUCAGCAACAGCAACAUCAAACGCUCCACUCUUGCCAGAGUUGCUGCGUUUAUUGACAGGAAUCCGAAAGCAGUAGCGCUUUACAAGGGCUCAAUUCUCACAGCAAUUGCUGCGCUCAUCAUUAUUGUGAUUUUCGGGAGCAUUGGCUUGAAACCAUCGUCGGAGUGAGAGCUGGCUUGGUGAGUAGUAUCGCGGGCGCAAUUAUUGCACUGCAGUCAUGUUGCUACUUUGCUUUGGUUCGGCAGUAUGAUUUAUUAAAACUUGAGUCCGAACACAAAUCUGCUUUAUAAGGCUUCAGGUACGGGGUUGGCUAGUUGGAUGUUGUAGUUGAUGGUAAAUCAAAGACUGACUGUUAUUUGCUUUA
Phytophthora nicotianae INRA-310 is the source of this 992-nucleotide messenger RNA. RefSeq lists its product as hypothetical. The coding region runs from base 188 to 796 and encodes 202 amino acids. The transcript has a single exon. The record is from RefSeq and is a predicted model, not a curated record. Lineage: Eukaryota; Oomycota; Peronosporomycetes; Peronosporales; Peronosporaceae.